CCGCGAUUCCGAAGGUCGAAGAUGGAGACACUGCCUGGAUUGCUGGUUCUCGCGGUGAUUCUCCUCGGCGUCCCCGGGGGGACGGUCGGGAUCAUGUACUCCAGCUGUCGGCAUCGACAAGGACUCCGACUCGCUUCGACGCCCCUGGCGACCUAUGCGGGUCUGGCCUCGAAUGAUUCCCGAAUCUGCUUGGAGAUCUGCGCCCAGAACCCCUCUUGCAGCGCAUACAACUUCCAGGUGACGACGAACACGUGCGAGUUGUUGCCACAGGCGUUUUGCAAUCUGAAUAAUACCCUGGGUCUGACCUCUGAUCCCAGCUGGAGCUACUGCGACGUCGGCUUCAAGUCCGGACAGGUAGCGUCUGUUGAUCUGAUGAACACGGCUGCGUGCACCACCAAUGGCUACUGCUCUGCUUCUUGCGUUCGACGAUACGGAGAGGCUUGUGAGGCGGCGGAACAGUGCACAGCAUCAAACGCUGGAACGGUCUGCACCAACGGUAUCUGCGUCUGUCCCGCCAACUACACCUAUGAUUCCAUCAACAGCAAAUGUGUCGUGAUAACUACGACGACCACGACCACCACCACUACCACCACCACCACCACGACUAAACCAACAACAACCAGUACCACUUCGACCACCCAACCAACAACAACCGGUACCACCACGACCACCCAACCAACGACAACAACAACCGGUACUACCACGACCACCCAACCAACAACAACCGUCGACAACAUCCACCUCUACCGCCUCGACGACCACCUCUACGCAGUCAACAUCCACCACCAGCGGGACGACGACGACGACGACCACGCCAGCGCCAACCACAUAGUUACAGUACAGACGAGAUACGACGACGACGAGCUGCCGCGUCUCCUGCGCAAGACGGCCGACAACUGGGAAUGCCUCCCGGAAACCAGCCGGGAGAUCCUGGAGACCUGGGCCGGGUUACUCCUCGGGGACGACGUCGUCCUCGGCUUCCUUUGCUCCUUGCCCGAGUAUAGGAAUCAUUUCGUCUCGCGUCACGUGGGGUUCUUCGGCAGAGCGAGCCGCGCCCUGAAGAAGAAACACGUGCUGCCGCUCGUGCUGGGCUUGAGCGUCCUCGUCCCCGCGAUGGUGUUCGUCUGCUUCGUCGGGAUGAGGCAUUGGAUCCUCCCGCUCUGGGGACGGAACCUCCCGGCCGUGACCCUCGAGGACGGGGAGGAGGCGGAAGGUCCUGCCUUUCCCCCGGGCCGAUCCUGCUUCCUCUUUCCCAGAAGAUCUCGGAAGCAAGAAUUCUAUCGAUUCCCGUGA
This is a messenger RNA of Darwinula stevensoni, 1293 nucleotides long. NCBI's taxonomy places the organism in Eukaryota, Metazoa, Arthropoda, Ostracoda, Podocopida, Darwinulidae. The record is from the annotation of a GenBank genome assembly.